GAUCUCAAAUCAGGACAAAAAAUGGUGAAAAUCUGCUGCAUUGGGGCUGGAUAUGUUGGUGGUCCAACUAUGGCAGUUAUUGCCCUCAAGUGUCCCUCUAUUGAAGUAGCUGUUGUUGACAUUUCUGUUUCUCGGAUCACAGCCUGGAACAGUGACCAGCUCCCUAUAUACGAGCCAGGUCUCGAUGAAGUGGUGAAGCAAUGCAGAGGGAAGAACCUCUUCUUCAGCACUGAUGUUGAAAAGCAUGUCUUUGAAGCUGAUAUAAUCUUUGUUUCUGUUAACACCCCGACGAAAACCCGAGGCCUUGGGGCUGGCAAAGCUGCAGACCUCACUUACUGGGAGAGUGCAGCCCGGAUGAUAGCUGAUGUCUCUAAAUCCAACAAGAUUGUGGUUGAGAAAUCGACAGUUCCAGUGAAAACAGCUGAGGCAAUUGAAAAAAUACUGACUCACAACAGCAAGGGCAUCAACUAUCAGAUUCUGUCAAAUCCAGAGUUUCUUGCCGAGGGGACUGCAAUUCAGGAUCUUUUUAACCCAGACCGGGUUCUUAUUGGAGGGAGAGAAACCCCUGAAGGGCAAAAGGCAAUCCAAGCAUUGAAAAAUGUUUAUGCUCAUUGGGUGCCUGAAGACAGAAUCAUUUGCACCAAUCUCUGGUCCGCGGAGCUCUCAAAGCUGGCUGCCAAUGCUUUCUUGGCUCAGAGAAUAUCAUCCGUCAAUGCCAUGUCAGCUCUUUGCGAGGCAACUGGGGCUGAUGUUGCACAAGUUUCUCAUGCUGUUGGUAAGGAUACCCGGAUUGGGCCUAAGUUCCUCAACUCCAGUGUUGGUUUUGGUGGCUCUUGCUUUCAGAAGGACAUUCUCAACUUGGUCUAUAUCUGUGAGUGCAAUGGACUCGCUGAAGUUGCUAACUACUGGAAACAAGUCAUCAAGGUGAAUGACUACCAAAAGAGCCGGUUCGUGAACCGGGUUGUGUCCUCAAUGUUCAACACAGUUUCUGGGAAGAAAAUUGCCAUUCUUGGGUUUGCAUUCAAGAAAGACACUGGUGACACUAGGGAGACUCCAGCUAUUGAUGUGUGCAAAGGUCUGAUGGGAGACAAGGCACAGUUGAGCAUAUAUGACCCACAGGUCACUGAAGAUCAGAUUCAGAGGGAUCUUUCGAUGAACAAGUUCGAUUGGGACCAUCCGAUUCACCUACAGCCAAUGAGCCCCUCCUCAGUGAAACAAGUGAGUGUGGUUUGGGAUGCUUAUGAGGCAACAAAGGAUGCUCAUGGUCUUUGCAUUCUGACCGAGUGGGACGAGUUCAAAACGCUUGAUUACCAGAAGAUCUACGAUAAUAUGCAGAAGCCUGCAUUUGUUUUUGAUGGAAGGAACAUUGUGAACAUGAAGAAGCUCAGGGAGAUUGGGUUCAUUGUGUACUCAAUUGGGAAGCCACUUGAUCCCUGGCUAAAAGACAUGCCUGCUGUGGCAUAA
Ilex paraguariensis (yerba mate) is the source of this 1464-nucleotide messenger RNA. Lineage: Eukaryota; Viridiplantae; Streptophyta; Magnoliopsida; Aquifoliales; Aquifoliaceae. The record is from the annotation of a GenBank genome assembly.